Molecule: messenger RNA, 1380 nt
Organism: Dictyostelium discoideum AX4
Lineage: Eukaryota; Evosea; Eumycetozoa; Dictyosteliales; Dictyosteliaceae
Gene: clp1
Product: pre-mRNA cleavage complex subunit
Exons: 3
Coding region: 1-1380 (459 amino acids)
Biological process (GO): RNA processing; mRNA 3'-end processing
Cellular component (GO): mRNA cleavage factor complex; nucleus
Molecular function (GO): polynucleotide 5'-hydroxyl-kinase activity; ATP binding
Source: RefSeq, a predicted model, not a curated record
AUGUCAAAUGAUAAUAGUGUAAAUAUUAAUAAUUUUUCAAGUAUGAAUGGUGGUGGUGGUGGUUCAGAUAUUCAAUUUCCUUUAAAACCAUCGCAACAACAACAACAACAACAACAAAAUUCUAUAAAUCAAAGUACAAUUAGAACAUUAGAGAUUACACAAGAAUUAAGAUAUGAGAUUGAUUUUGACCAAAAUGGUUGGAUGAAAUUAAUUGAAGGUACAGCAGAAUGUUUUGGUACGGAAUUAUCAUUAAAUAAAGUUUAUAAAUUGUCAGGUACAAAGGGUGCAGUUUUUACAUGGACAGGUUGCAAGAUAGAGAUAACUAAUAAUUGUCAACCUUAUAUUGGGGAGAAAACUCCAAUGCCACAAUACGCAGGAGUAUAUCAAGAAUUGGAUGCAUUUAGAGUUAGCAUAUUGGACGAACCAAAAAAGAGUGGUCCACGUGUUAUAAUUGUCGGUCCUACCGAUAGUGGGAAAUCGUCACUCUCAAAGAUACUUUUAGCCUACAGUGCCCGAUCAGGCUAUCAACCAUUAUUUGUUGAUUUAGACCCUGGUCAAGGUUCAAUCACCAUACCAGGCACAAUUUCAGCAGCACAUAUUCAAAAUCCAUUGGAUAUCGAGGAGGGGUUAGCUGGUGGGAUUCCAUUGGCUCAUUUCUAUGGUCACACUUCAUUGGAUGUGAAUCCUGAUCUCUUUAAAGCACUUUGUAAAAAUUUAGCAUCAUUUAUCGAUAAACAAUUAGACAGUUCAAACAUUUCAAGAAUCUCUGGUUUCAUUGCAAAUACUUGUGGUUGGAUAGAUGGUUUAGGUUAUAAAAUACUCUUACAAAAUAUUGAUGUCUUUAAAGCAAACUUAAUCAUUGUUAUGGAUAAUGAAAAACUUUAUAGUGAUAUCAGUUCUCAUUAUUCUCAAAAAGAUAAUUCAAUUAAAAUUAUAAAAUUACCAAAAUCUGGUGGUGUAUUUAUAAGACCACCAGUAUUUAGAAAAAAAACAAGAAUGAAUAGAAUAAAAGAAUAUUUUAAUGGUAUAAACGAUAAUUUAUCACCACAUUAUAUAGUAUUAGAUUUUAAAGAUGUUAGUAUUUAUAGAACUGGUGGUGGUCCUGCUGCACCAGCUUCAGCAUUACCAAUUGGUACUUCAUCUCAAAUUGAUCCACUUCAAAUCACUGAAGUUUAUCCUAGUUUAGAUAUGUGUCAUUCAAUAUUUGCAAUCUCUUAUGCAAAACAAGCUUCAAAUAUUUUUCAUUCAAAUGUUGCUGGUUUCCUUUAUGUUUCUGAUAUCGAUAUGGAAACAAAGAAAAUUACAGUUAUUUCACCAGCACCGGGUCCACUUCCUUCAAGAUUUUUACUUUUAGGCACAUUAAAAUGGAUGGAAAAUUAA